This is a messenger RNA of Staurois parvus, 421 nucleotides long. Lineage: Eukaryota; Metazoa; Chordata; Amphibia; Anura; Ranidae. The record is from the annotation of a GenBank genome assembly.
AGAGCCGAAGAUGUCGGCUCGGUCAUGUGAUCAGCUGUGUCCAAUCACAGCUGAUCAUAUGGGACAUGUACACUGAUCAUCAGUGUGCCCUGAUGAUCAGUGUGGCCCCAGAAGUGCCACCUGUCAGUGUCCAUCAGUGCCAGCAGUCAGUGCUCAUCAGUGCCACGUGCCAGUGUCCAUCAGUGCCACAUCAAUGCCACAUAUCAGUGCAUACUAGUGCACAUCAAUGCCACAUAUCAGUGCCCAUUUGAGCUGCCUUUCAAUGUCACCCAUCAGUGCCAGUCAGUGCCACCUAUCAAUGCCAAUCAGUGCCACCUAUCAGUGCUGCCAAUCAGUGUCGCCUAUCAGUGCCAGUCAGUGUCGCCUAUCAGUGCGCAUAAGUGCCGCCUAUCAGUGCGCAUAAGUGCCGCCUAUCAGUGCC